AUGCCUUCCUCUGAUGCAGACGCUGCCGUCGAGUUCCCCGCCUUCUUCUUCUCCCAUGGGAGCACCAUGAUGCUCGGAGAGCCAUCGGCGCCAGCUGCGUACUGGGAGCAGGUGGGCCGCCUGGCCAUCGAGCAGGGCGUCGAGAGGAUCGUGAUGAUGGGUGCGCACUGGCACGUUGAGGGGGAUCAUUUCGAGGUCGCCACCAACCCAAAGCCGUCGAAACAGCCCGUUGCAUGGGUCGACCCGAAGAAAUACAUCAACUUCGACCCCAAUUACGAUGUUGACUUUGCACAGCACGUCUUGCGCGAGCUCGAGGACGCUGGCAUCGAUGCACGGCCCUGUCCCAAGUUUGAGAUCAUCCACGAUACGUUUCUGAUCCUCAAGUGGAUGUUCCCACGGGGAAAGAGCCUUCCACUCGUCAUCAUCAGCUCCAACGUGCACUUUGAUCCGCACCAGCAUCUGCAGAUCGGCGUUGCCCUCCGCCAUCUCCGCCGUCAGCGCUGCCUCCUCAUCGGCUCGGGUGGUGCCGUGCACAAUCUCUACCGCAACUCCUUUUCCCAGGCCGUCUUCCACCGCGACAACUUUGCCCAGGAGCGCCAGCCCGAGCAGUGGGCACUCGACUUUGGCCAGGCCUUUUCCGACGCCGUCCAGUACAACAGCGGCCCGGGCCUUCGCCGGGCCGUGACACGGCUGAUGAUGCACCCACAGUUCCGAGACGCACAUGCCACCGACGACCACUUCAUGCCCGCCAUCUUUGCUGCCGGUGCUGCUGGCGCGCCGGAGGACGAGGGCAAGCCCAACUUCCCCGGUGCAGAGUGCUGGGAGCUACUCAACAUGCGCAACACCCAGUAUCAGCUCGGCUACUGGCCAUAUGAGCCCCGCGUCACCGAGGUGCCCGAGCACAAGAAGAUCGGCAUCGCGCCUCCUCCUGCCUGA
Messenger RNA from Acaromyces ingoldii, 936 nucleotides. Its product is annotated as LigB subunit of an aromatic-ring-opening dioxygenase LigAB. Lineage: Eukaryota; Fungi; Basidiomycota; Exobasidiomycetes; Exobasidiales; Cryptobasidiaceae. Gene Ontology annotation, molecular function: ferrous iron binding; zinc ion binding; oxidoreductase activity, acting on single donors with incorporation of molecular oxygen. The transcript is spliced from 6 exons. Bases 1 to 936 code for a protein of 311 amino acids. The record is from RefSeq and is a predicted model, not a curated record.